AUGGCCUCCCAGAUCAGUCAGAACUAUCACCAGGAUUGUGAAGCUGCUGUCAACAAGCAGAUUAAUGUGGAGCUCACUGCCUCCUAUCUCUAUCAGUCUUUGAUGUCCUACUUUGACCGGGACGAUGUUGCCCUCCCCCAUUUCUCCCGGUUCUUCAAAGAUCAGUCCCAGGAGAAGCGGGAACAUGCAGAGAAGCUGCUGAAAUUCCAGAAUCAGCGUGGAGGCCGAGUCCUCCUCCAGGAUGUGAAGAAGCCAGAGAGGGAUGAGUGGGGUAACAGCCUGCAGGCAAUGCGGGUUGCCCUGGAUCUGGAGAAGAAUGUGAACCAGAGUUUGCUGGAUCUACACCAACUCGCCACUGCCCAGACUGACCCUCACAUGUCCUACUUUGACCGGGAUGAUGUGGCCCUCCCCCACUUCUCCAGGUUCUUCAAAGAUCAGUCCCGGGAGAAGCAGGAACAUGCAGAGAAGCUGCUGAAAUUCCAGAAUCAGCGUGGAGGCCGAGUCCUCCUCCAGGAUGUGAAGAAGCCUGAGAGGGAUGAGUGGGGUAACAGUCUGCAGGCAAUGCAGGUUGCCCUGGAUGUGGAGAAGAAUGUGAACCAGAGUUUGCUGGAUCUACACCAACUCGCCACAGCCCAGACUGACCCUCAUCUGUGUGACUUCCUGGAGACUCACUAUUUGGAUGAGGAGGUGGAGAUCAUCAAGCAACUCGGGGACUACAUCACCAACCUGAAGCGCCUGGGAGCCCCUGAGAAUGGGAUGGGAGAGUACCUGUUUGACAGGCUCUCCCUGGAGGACAGCAGUUAG
Molecule: messenger RNA, 804 nt
Organism: Stegostoma tigrinum
Lineage: Eukaryota; Metazoa; Chordata; Chondrichthyes; Orectolobiformes; Stegostomatidae
Product: ferritin, heavy subunit-like
Exons: 6
Coding region: 1-804 (267 amino acids)
Biological process (GO): intracellular iron ion homeostasis; iron ion transport
Cellular component (GO): cytoplasm
Molecular function (GO): ferrous iron binding; ferric iron binding
Source: RefSeq, a predicted model, not a curated record